GGCUGCUUGCCAGCUGAAGACGGCAAUGAGAUAGCGCAUGUGAACAUGCACAUACACACCCGCACGCGACCGGCUCGUGGCCGAAUAUUCUACGCCGCAGAGAGACGGAGCCAUCGCCUAUCGUAGCUUCUAUGUACUCGCCAGACGCGGGUUGACCUCGCGUGCCCGCCCCACUGCACGGCCCGGACCGCAUCAUCUGAAAAACAUCUUACGCCAACGACGUGAAUGCAUCCCGCGCGCACGAGAAGAGCCUGUUGUCUCGGCUGUUUGUCACAUUACCGAGGAGGAUUAACUCUGUCCCCCCCCCAACAUCUGCUCCUGGAGACAGUGAAAUCGGUCAGUUAGACGAAGAUGUGUUUAGUGUGACAACCUAUGGGCAGAGGUUAGUGCAUAAUUUUGUGUGGUCUUCUUAACAUGGAGACAGUACGAUCUUAAAGGGAACUAAAUUUUGUACAUGAGCUGUAUGAAUGCCGUAUAUUCCAUACAUAUUGGGCUGCUUGAUAGAUUUGUGGUUCUCCAUCACCGCACGAUAGACACACUGUCGUGGGAAACUCCCUCUCUCCUGCCUGAUUCAUAAUCAGGUCGCUCGUAUGUACGCAUAGUGUACGGGCGUUUUGGCAAGGUGCGGAUAUUUAUGAGCUCGGAUCGCGCCUGAAGAUCGAUCAUUUUGUGAUGACUAGAGGAAUGUCAACUCGUUACUUAACUUCGGCCAUGAUGAUGAGGGUGAUGAUAAUGUAGUCUGGCGGCCAGGGUUAUGCUAUGGAAAGAGUGCUUUCUCUGAGCCCGCAGACCAGACCAAGCAUUGGGGGAUAAUGAUGAACGCUGUCUCGGUGACUAACCCCGAUAACAACAACCUUAGCACGACCAGUGGCAAGAUAGGUGGCGCGAUCAGCAGUCGAACAGCGGCCGAACAGGCCGGCUUGAACGCUGGGGCAACCAGGGCGGGUGUAGUAGGCGGAGACACGGGCGCGGACUCAGGUACCGGGACAAGUCUGAACAUUAACCGCCGAGGAUCUGGCAACGCCAAAAUGAACUCGCCGGACAUUGUGAAGCCGGUGGAAGGAAGCGAGACAGUGGGCAAGAAGACUCUUAUCAACGGUAGGGCCAAGAGGCCGUCCUUCUGUCGGAUGAUGAACGCUAAGAGCCUGAGCGAACUCAUGCUCGACGAUCACUUCUUGAAGAAACUCUUCGCCUGUUUCACCCCUUUUGAGAAAUGUGUCCUGCCCCAGGUGUGCCACAAGUGGAAGGAUGUCCUAUACCAGCCCCAGUACUGGAAGAACAUCGUCCCCAUCAUCCACAAGAGGGACCUCUACGACGAAACGGAAGACGGUCACAAGACGUUCACCUCCCUGGCCAGCUUCGAGCAGCGGGGCUUUGAGUCGGUGUGCCUGGUCAGCGUCUCCGACUUGGACAUCUGCGAGUUCAUCGACCACUGCCCCAAGACGAAGAAGACUCUGAAGGCGAUCAGCUUGAAGCGCUCCACAGUCACCGACGCCGGUUUGGAGGUGAUGCUGGAGCAGCUGGGUUCGGUGGAAUCCUUGGAGCUGAGCGGGUGCAACGACUUCACCGAGGCCGGCCUCUGGUCCAGCCUUCAGCCCCGCAUAGUCUCCCUCAGCAUCAGUGACUGUAUCAGCGUGGCGGACGAGAGCGUGGCAGCCGUGGCUCAGCGGCUGCCCAACCUGCGGGAACUCAAUCUCCAGGCCUACCACGUCACCGACAGCCUGCUGGCCUACUUCCCUGCUAGGCCCAACAGCAGCCUGGCCAAGCUGCGGCUGAAGUCCUGCUGGGAGCUGACCAACCAUGCCGUGGUCAAUAUCGUCCAGUGCCUGCCGCAGCUGAGCGUCUUGAGCCUGUCCGGGUGCAGUAAGAUCACCGACGAGGCAGUGGAGCUGAUCGCAGAGAACAUGAGUCAGCUGAAAUCUCUGGAUUUAUCCUGGUGUCCGAGAAUUACCGAUUCCGCUCUGGAAUAUGUGGCCUGUGAUCUUCCCAAGUUAGAGGAACUGGUGCUAGACAGAUGCGUUCGGAUAACGGACACAGGCAUCGGCUUCCUGUCUACGAUGAACUGCAUGAGGGCGCUGUAUCUACGCUGGUGUUGCCAAGUGCAGGAUUUUGGCCUGCAACAUCUGUACAAUAUGAAGAGUCUGGCCAUCCUCUCCGUUGCAGGCUGUCCUCUGCUGACGGCCGCUGGGCUCUCAGGCCUUGCCCAACUCAAGAAUCUGGAGGAACUGGAGUUGACCAACUGUCCCGGCUCCUCACCUGAGCUACUGCAGUAUUUCAGCCUCAAUCUUCCCAAGUGUACUAUUGUCCACUGAUCAGGGCGGGGUCAAAGAGGUGGAAGGUGGAACCAAGGGGGAUCAGUCGACUGAGAACCCAAGUGGGCGUGACCAACAAACUGUCCCACAUCCUUUACUCGGCCUACUGUAUAAUUUUUUCCUCAAACUCUUCGAGCAUGCCAUUGUCCAUUGAUCAAGGUGGGGCCAGUGAAGUGGAAGGUGUGGCCCAGGGGGUGGGUAAAAGAGACAGAACGUGGGAAUGGCGACGAACUGUCCCGGCUUCUCACCUGUGCUGAUUAAAACUUCAGAUUCAAACUCUUCAAAUGUGCUAUCGUCCACGCGGUUUAAAGGGGACCACUGGGCGGAGCCAAGGGAUUAAGUGGUGGGCGGGGACAGAAGGUGGGUGUGGCAGAAGGUAGGUGUGGCCAAAGGGUGGGGUCAAAGUGGUAGGUGGAAACAGAACGUUAAAAUGGGCGUGGUUGCUUUUCAACCAUAUCAAUUAGUGGCGUUUUGCAGUAAUUUGGCCAUUAUGCUGCUGUGUAUUUACAAGGAUGGGACAGGGGCGUGGUGGCCAAGAAAUGGACGUGGUAGGGUAAGAGUGUACAUAAUGUACGUGAAAUAAGCCUUAAUUUACGUUGUCGGAUUCAACUUUUUAAGUUAGUUAACUUGAUAUGGGGCGGGGAGAAUAUAAAGGCGGGUCGGGUGUGGCUGCCGAAAUAGCGCUGGUUUUGGCACCUUUUUUCAGCAGCUCUGACGUUAUUGGAUGUGAAAGUAAAUUAUUUUAUGUUAAAGAGACAGAUGCACCAGUCUAAAGCUCCGGUAAUGCUUUCUAAGCACAGCUCAGCACAUGGUAACAGCUUAUUAUGAUAAGUAUUGGUUACGAUGCUUUAGCAUCUGCGAUUUAGUCCUAGAAUGGAAUGUAAAUCAAAAAAUUAAGUCGGAGAAAUCGUGCAUGUUCCAAUCGGUGUAAGUGCAAUGUACAAGUCUCGUCUUUUCACGUGCAACAGGUUCGAGAACCCAUCACCCUUGAGCAAUGGAUAGAAAAUGAAAUUCACUAUUUGGUGCAUGUCAAGAAUUUCUAAUUGACCGAUAAGCACUUGUACUUAUUUGAGAGGCUUUCAUUUAGAAUAGUGUCUUGCCGUCGGUGGGUUUAAUGCUUUUUGAGGAUGCAAAUGUCAGAACGAUCGUUUUCAUUGUAAAUAUAUAAUAAUCGAUCACGCUGAAGUGACCUUUGUUAAUAUUUCAAAAUAAUCGACGAAAACUGUAAAACAGAGAGACACUGCAAUUGUAUGUAGGAAUGUUUAGCAACUGCUAAGGCCGUUGAUUGAUUGAUUCAUUUAAAGUUGGACCAAAAUUAUUUCGGUAGUUUUGAAAAUCGGUGUAAAUUGACAUCAGUAGCUCACUGGCCAGUGAUGUAGAUUGUGAAUGAAACCUACAUAGACUAGCGUAGGACAUGUGGUUCUUGUUUUGACAAUGGAACCGUCAACUUUGGAAUGGACCCUGGAGCGGCGAAACGUUUACAGGAACGUUUAAUAUUUGAUAGAAGUAUUUACUAUCUAGAGCACAUUCGUACCUAAAGAAUUUAGCAUUUAACAUUAAACACUUGGUGAAGGAAGCCUUGUAGUUAACAUCACACAUUAACCAAGUCACAUGAAAGCUUUGUUCACGAUGACGCUUAAUAUUGAAAAGGCUGGACCUUAUUAAUCGCAUUAUUUGUGCACUUGUCAAUUUCUCCGGGGAAACGGAGGGAAGAGCUGGACUUAUCGGAGAUCCUCACGUAUCAUCUAAUUGAAUAAGUUUAAGGCUAUAGUUUUUGAGUAAAUGAACAAUUAUUGCUAGAGCUAUGUACAUAAAUAUCAAAUUUAUUUGAGAAAAUUAUGUUAGAUGUAUUUAAACGUAGAAGCAUCUGCUAAAUAGAUAUGUAUGUUAAUCAUAAAGGAAAUGAUAUCGAGAGAGAUUUGAAACUUUUAUUUAUUUAUAGAAGGCAUUGAAAAAAAGUUGCUUGAACGGAGUUUAUGCGAAAAGGGAAUUCUUUGUGGACAGAUCAAUCAGUAUGUAAAUUUCUUCAACAUUUGCGUUUAUAACUCUACUCUUUAUGACUGGAAGUAGUUAUUUUGUACUCAUUUCAUGUAAAGUCUUUAAGUUUUUGUUUAAUUUCAACAAUAACAGCUGUAACUGUAGAGGAAGCUUAUCUUAGUCAAGAAAAAAAAACCCAACAAAAUGGCACUACACAAUUGAUUUUCCAGGAUUUCCUCCUUACAUACACCGCAAGUUUCAUUUCAGCCGAAUUUGCAUUCAGUUCGGUUUUUAAUUUACAAUAUGGAAACCUCCAUGAAUCCAUUUUUUUAAGAAAAGUGAACACUAUUCUUUUUAACUGUCUAAGAAAAUUGGAAUUUCCGGGUAAAAUUAUGAGAUUUUUCUAUCACGUUUGUCAUGAUGUAUGCAUUGUUGUCCUGAUGGAAAAAGUACCAUUUCUUAAAAUCUGAGGGUGUUGAAAGAAUGCCCGAUCAAAUACGAUGAUACAUAGUUAAUUGAGUGUUAAAAGUUACCUAUGUAAAAUGUAAUGAAUAUUUAUAGCUAAACUUCAAUCAACCAAUGAAGAGAAAUUUUGCAAAGCAUGCAAACACAGUUAACACGACCCACUCAUUUCAUUCUUAUGCAUAUUCAUGAUUUUUAAACCAAUCAGAAAUGUAAAAAACAUAAAAUGGAGAGGCGUGAUGGCAUUUGUAUUUAACUGAAACAUUUCCGUAUGUGUAAUAGAAAGUGAAUAAAAAUAAAAUCGCUUUAAAAACUUCGUAAAUUCAACUGAUGUCACAAAGCAUAAUGUCAAAGUCACUGAAUUAUUACGAAUACUUCGGUAAAUGUGUUAAACCUGUGCAAAUGGUAUGAAUAUUUAUAAUAAGCAGUUAAUCCAUGGCUUCUGGAUCAGUAACGAACCUCUUCAUUACAAGUUCAUAGAGAAACACUGUAGAUGUGGGAGAAAAACACCACAGGAAAGUUUGGCAGACGGUCUAAUUUGGAGUGACCUAAAAUAAGGAAAAAACCCAUACUGACUCCAUAGUGUGAAAAAAGACCGAGACAUCAAGGGUACCAACUGACCCAGUCAACCAGGGUAGCCGAGAUUCAAUCGCAGAUAGCAAAGAGAUUUCAAGUAAUAGGCCUACUUUAAAGUUGCCAGUUACAGCGUUAAAUUAAGGCUAUGUGUAACCCAAUAAAAUCCCACUCCAUGUAAACUAAAUAUGUAUGGUGAUAAACUUAGAACAGGCUCUUCCCUAUUUGAUAAGCGGUCAAAAUUGCGACCAAAAUGCAUUACAGCAGCUAAAAAAAUUUUUGAGGCAAUUAAAUGUAUGAAAAGUAUAUGUAUACUUAUGCCCUAUUUACCUGCGGAGAUAACUAGCUACAUACAUGUAUAUCUGUGUACUCAAAGUGAACAUGCAGAAUUUGAUUUACUUAGAGCUGUCCAAUUCUGAAUUUAUUAUCGAGAACUAACGGCACAAUCAAGGGAUAAAUUUGUUUCAAUUUAUUCAGUUCAGAUACCUCAUGGAUUAACCCUAACACUCCUCAGUCCUCCAACAGGUGAAGGAUUGAGGAGGGUUAGGGUUAUCUCGAAUAGUUCCUGCCACAACUGCAUACAAAUCCCAUAUACGGUUUGAUGAUACCACCGUUGUUCUAAUCUUAUCAAGAGCAAAAUAUUCAUUUUGUGGCAUUUUGGCUAUGGGGGGGCGUUCUGAACUGCAGUUAUUUGUUGCUUUCUCAAGUGCUUCCAAAAAGAGAAAAACUGACACAGUCCAGCAGUGGCGUCACUAUGGGAGGGGGGGUACGUGCCCCCCAACGGAGGCCCAUGCCCCCCCCCCCAUUUGAAAUUUUGAAAUGGACAUUUAUGUCCAUUUAUGUAGGCGUUUAGACAGGCACCUAGUUCAAUUAUUUUCAGUGCCCCCUGAAAAAACAUUGUGCAUCCCCGGGUGCCCCCUCAGCUGUAUUACCCUCAUUACGCCACUGCAGUCCAGCCAAAAUUACAACAUGCCUCAUUUCGCGAGGAAACUUUGUUAUGUUGGACAUCAACAGAGACCAUGGCUGUGGUUUGGUUCCUCAGGUCACCCCUUCUACAAUUACUCAUUAUUGACUUGUUACCUGACUCUUCUCUUUCAGCUCCUUCGUGGUUUUUAGGAAUUUGUGUCAAUAAAAAUACUAUAGCGACUAUGAGUGUGUGAUUUGUAUGUCAAAUGUGAUCAUGUUGUAUGCAUGUUAUUCAGGAGUCAUGUGCAUAAUUCAUGUCAGGUCAUGCAUAUUCAUGAUCUGAGGUUAUUUAAUUUACCAACUUGAGUGCUGCCUACUGCAUUACGUGCUGCAUUGCAUUAAGGUUAUUCUCAACAAAAUAUGACUUAAUUUGCUUUGAAAGCAGAAAAACACCAGUAAAAGUCAAAUUUAUUUUACUUAUGAAAUUCACAAGGAAAAAAAAUGCUUCCUCAAAAUUUCACUAAGUUGAAAGUCCUUGUUGAUGUUUUUUGUUGGCAUUGCAUAGGUUUGACAAGAUUCCAUAUUUGUUUAGAGAAGGUAAUUCAAAUACAGGUGUUUUUAUUUUGAGAUGUUGGUUACUGUAGGUAUUACAAAUUUUGAUGGAAUGAUUAAAAAAUUGGUGUUAUCAAUAAUACAAACAAAAAUCCAUUUUAAUCAAGAGCAAACUGGUUUAGGAUAAAAGCCUGCUUAAUGCCAUUGGUUGAGUUGUCUGCUUUGCGGCAACUGCAGAUCCUCCUGUUAUGCUAUUGUAAUUCCUCAAUGUUAAUGAAUGUUGGAGCUGGAACCGCGUGCUGUGUUAUGUGUCACAAGUGAAUAAGAAGAAUAAAAUUGACCACGUCCUGUUGUUUUCAGCAAACUGAA
Molecule: messenger RNA, 7151 nt
Organism: Acanthaster planci (crown-of-thorns starfish)
Lineage: Eukaryota; Metazoa; Echinodermata; Asteroidea; Valvatida; Acanthasteridae
Gene: fbxl16
Product: F-box and leucine rich repeat protein 16
Biological process (GO): SCF-dependent proteasomal ubiquitin-dependent protein catabolic process
Cellular component (GO): SCF ubiquitin ligase complex
Molecular function (GO): protein binding
Source: RefSeq, a predicted model, not a curated record